AUGUUUAGAGGCUGUCCUUUCGGGUUAAACCCAUUUCAUCCAAAUUCCAAAGGGAGAGCACGUUCCCAAAAUAUCCACACAUUAACUGCUCCUUUGGAUGAAUUACGCAACGUCGACAAGCUCGAUGAUGAAUGGACAGAUGAGCACACUGAUGCUUUUAUUGCUAUACAAAAGAUCUUGACGAACACCCCGAUUCUACGCUAUCCCAAUAUGGCGUAUCCUUUCUCGUGGCCACUGACGCCUCGAAUGCGGGUAUCGGUGCGGUGUUGUAUCAGGUUAUUGAUGGUGAAACUCGGCACAUUUCUUUCAUGGCUCGUGCACUGUCGAAAUCUGAACGUAACUAUUCAACUACAAACCGAGAAUUGCUUGCAGUGGUAUACGCAUUGGAAAAAUUCCACGACCUACCUGUGGGGCAAUACCCUCUAUACGGAUCACAGAGCACUUUACCUAUUUGCACACCCAAAGAGUUGCUACACGCGUAUCGAUGAUCGGCUGGUUGAUCACAUCCUCGAGUACAAGUUUGAUGUCGUGCAUUUGCCAGGCUUGGAUAACAUCUUGCCUGAUCAGCUGUCUCGCCUUUUUCCCACGGCAAAAGAGCUGAGGGGGGUGAUGAUAACGACGAUAUUGUCGUAA
Messenger RNA from Lichtheimia ornata, 633 nucleotides. RefSeq lists its product as uncharacterized. The transcript is spliced from 2 exons. The record is from RefSeq and is a predicted model, not a curated record. NCBI's taxonomy places the organism in Eukaryota, Fungi, Mucoromycota, Mucoromycetes, Mucorales, Lichtheimiaceae. Bases 1 to 633 code for a protein of 210 amino acids.